Molecule: messenger RNA, 1340 nt
Organism: Exophiala xenobiotica
Lineage: Eukaryota; Fungi; Ascomycota; Eurotiomycetes; Chaetothyriales; Herpotrichiellaceae
Exons: 4
Coding region: 429-1121 (230 amino acids)
Source: RefSeq, a predicted model, not a curated record
UUGGAACCUUACCUGUCGCCAUGAUUUGAUCUUGGGUUACUUCUCACAAGAGACCAACAAGUCUACCGCGUAUCUUUCCUGUGUUUUGUAUAUCAUCCCCGUCUGGUUCUAUCGAUCAAUUCUUCAGGCGGCCAUCAUUUCCAAUCUCCCGCGCCGAGUCCCACUUCACGAGUCCUGCGCUACCUAUCUCCAUCCCGACCACCAAUUUCAUCAGCUGCCGAGUGCAUAUCGCAUUGCUUCUGAUGAGUGUUUCUUUCGCGAUACCUUGUUCAAGCCCGACAACGUCUUCAGCAGUCAUUUGAAGAUCGGCUUUUGAGAGAUUCGUCUUCACUAGGCGCGAGUUCUUAUCGGACAGCUAUUCCUCGACGUCCAACAGCUCUGCUAUAAGAGGUGGCACAACCAGCGCGGCCGUGGUUACGCAGGGGAGGAUGGCGGACUUCUCACUUGUGCCCAGCGGCCAUGGGACCAACUACACAGGGAUGCUCACAAGAAGCAUUGUCUUUUCAGCGGCUCUGUUUGUGUUUCUUGCUGCCACUGGCAUGACCAUUGCCUCCAUCAUCAUCCCCAACUGGAUAGCAUAUGAUGGAAGCACGCCCCAUGGCGACCCGGUGCAUUACACAUACGGCCUGCAUCGGAGAUGUUCGAGCACGAAUAUUCCUCCCGCCUUCGAUACUCCCUCGACCAGUUCCAUCUUUUCUCCGGCAUCCCUUCAUUGCGUGCAAUUCCCUCGAUACAAUGACUGUCGCGGAGAAGAUCGGUAUUUCUGCAGCAUGUGGAGGUCGGUGGGCUUCUUGAUGUCCUUCGCUGUUGUUUUGGAGGGCAUGACAAUCGCGGCUUUCGCAAUCCUCCUCGUGGGGGGCAAACAAAAGAGGGAACAAGGCUGGGGAGUGCUUACAAUUUUGGUUGCAUUGGCUGCGUUUGUACAGGCCAUUGGUAUGGCUUUGAUGGCUUAUCUGUAUGAAAACGACGAACGAUUCUUCUCCGGCUGGUUUCUUGACAAGAGCUGGACAAUGUGCACGGUUUCAUGGAGUUUUCAGGCGCUGUGCGCUAUUGCAAUCACUCUGGCUGCUGUAGUUCUUCCGAGCGAAGGAGGUUACGAAUUGAUUCCGGACCACGCUUAACGUGAGCAAGACUACUAUAGAAUGAAUAGGAGCGCGUAGGAAAAUGGCGUAUGGCUGGCAAUGUUUUGGCAAUGAUCAAACAGUCGUGUGUACGGACGGCGUUAUCUGGAGUGAAUCUGCUGUGUUUGUGAGCGCACGUGGUCAUCUAAGGACUCUGACGAGCUUAGUACGGAGUACCAAGUAUCGCCUCGCUGUCCGAACUUCAAGCAUGAUUACAUA